Ilex paraguariensis (yerba mate) is the source of this 1625-nucleotide messenger RNA. NCBI's taxonomy places the organism in Eukaryota, Viridiplantae, Streptophyta, Magnoliopsida, Aquifoliales, Aquifoliaceae. The record is from the annotation of a GenBank genome assembly.
CAAAGAUCAACAAUAGCGAGUUCCACAGUUAGCUAACCGUGGCAGAAAAAUCUGCGUCAACCACCACCUUGCGCCAAACUCGAACAUUCUCUCUCUUCCUUCAAAAUCGUAUAAUUUUCAAAACCCUAGAGUCGAGGGAUUGCAACCACAAUAGAGAGAUGAUGAUGCAGCCUCCCGGUGUCUUCUCCGACGUAUCGGUGAUUCUUCCGUUCACCUGUGGUUAUAGGUCACCGGAAGUCAGGAAUUUCCACAUAUUCUCCGAUUCCAAGCCCCUCUUUCCUUCCGGAUUCUUCAGAGUAAGCUGUCCUUCAUUUUCUGUUCGGAAUCUAGGAAUCGGAUCAGAUAAGUAUCGAGCAAGAAGCUUAAUGGUGAGAGCAGCAGGAACUUCGGAUGGUGAAUUAGUUCCAGUUGCUCCUCUUGAGUUUGAGUCCCCAGUUGGGCAGCUGUUAGUGCAGAUACUGCAAAACCAUCCACACCUGCUCCCUGCUGCCAUUGAUCAGCAACUUGAGAACCUUCAGAAUGAUAGAGAUGCCCAAGGAGAAGAAACUCCAUCUUCAUCCCAAGAUCUCCUGUAUAAGAGAAUUGCUGAAGUGAAACAGAAGGAAAGGCGAAAGGCGUUAGAAGAGAUAAUAUACUGCUUGGUUGUACAGAAAUUUGUAGACAACGACAUUUCAUUGAUCCCAAAGAUAUCACCAAGCUCAGAUCCUACUGGAAGGGUUGACAUUUGGCCGAAUCAGGAACAGAAACUAGUAUCUGUUCAUUCUACUGAAGCAUUGGAAAUGAUACAGAGCCACUUAACCCUUGUUCUUGGGGAGCGGGUAGUUGGACCCCUGGACACCAUUGUUCAAAUCAGCAAAAUAAAACUCGGAAAGCUGUACGCUGCUUCAAUUAUGUAUGGAUAUUUCCUUAAAAGAGUUGAUGAGAGAUAUCAACUUGAGAGAUCCAUGAACAUCCUUCCUGAGGGAUUCAAAGAAGAUCGGGUAAGUUUUAAAGAGCCAGCACCAGAAAAGCAGCUUUGGGACCCAGAUUCAUUAAUAAGGGUCCUGCCUGAUGAUGCUGAUGGGGGAGGUUUAAUGGAUUCUGGAGAGGAAAAAUCAUAUAGGCUGAGAUCAUAUGUUAUGUACUUGGAUGCUGAGACACUUCAAAGAUAUGCGACCAUAAGAUCUAAAGAAGCAAUUUCUUUGAUUGAGAAGCAGACACAAGCAUUGUGUGGAAGGCCUGAUAUUAGGAUUGCAGGAAAUGGUUCCCUCGAGGCAUCUAAUGAUGAAGUGGUUGCUGUUACAUUCUCCGGAUUGACAAUGCUGGUAUUGGAGGCAGUUGCCUUUGGAUCAUUUUUAUGGGAUGCAGAAGGCUAUGUUGAAUCCAAGUAUCACUUCUUCAAAAUCUAGAGGUAGUGCUUCUUUUUGUUCUGCUUUCUUUUGUUUUAUCUUCCUAUUCAUAUAAAUGAAUAAUGCCCUUUUGUAGCUUUGUAACCUGUACUGAUAAGGAAACCCGCUAGUCGGCAUCUUGUUAUGUAAAGCAGUAACUCGUUUAUCCAACACUUUUUACAUGCAUAGAGUACAUUCAAACUGGAAAUCAAACUUUGUCGACAUUUCAUGCCUCCCCCAUUAGAAGGCCUUUUAUUU